Molecule: messenger RNA, 1647 nt
Organism: Monoraphidium neglectum
Lineage: Eukaryota; Viridiplantae; Chlorophyta; Chlorophyceae; Sphaeropleales; Selenastraceae
Exons: 7
Coding region: 1-1647 (548 amino acids)
Molecular function (GO): RNA binding
Source: RefSeq, a predicted model, not a curated record
AUGGAUGAGGACGUGCCGGAGAACGAGAUCCGCAUCACCUUGACGCGGAAGAUGCGCGGCUACGUCACGCGUGCUGCAGCCUGCCUCCAGGAGCGCGGCCACAGCAGCGUCACCCUCAAGUCCACUGGGCGCGCGAUUACAACGGCCGUCACCAUUGCCGAGGUUGUGAAGCGCCGCAUCCCGGGGCUGCACCAAUCCACAGCCAUCGCGAGCGUGAGCGUGGUCGACAGCUACGAGCCGAGGCAGGCGGGGCUGGACCCGGUGAGCGUCACGAGGUUUGCGUCGGCCGUCAAGAUCGUGCUGUCCAAGGAGGUGCGGCGCGCGGCCGCCGCCCCUGAGCGCACGCGCCCCGCGGCCGCUGGCCGCGCCGGCUGCGCCGAGCCGAGUUGGGGCGCGCCCCCAGGCGCGGGCGUCGGGAAGGGGGUAGAGAGGGUCGAGCGCCCCUCGGCGCUGGGGCCAGCGGCGGCACCGUCCGCCCGUGCCGGCGUGUGGCGGUGGUGGAAGGAGCGGCUCCUCUCGUGCGUGAGGGCGCCACGCGCUGGCGCCCCUUCGCCGCUGGACGCGAUGGCCCCCGGCUACCAGGCGCCGCUGCCGGCGUCGGCGGCGCGGCUGGGCGCGGCGGAGGAGGCGGCGCUGCUGGAGGAGGACGAGGAGGGGCGCCCCGCACGCCACAGGACGCGGCGCGCCCGAGGGGCCGCGCGCGCGGAGGCGACGGCCGCGGAGGGGGCGCUGGAGCAGUGGGCGGCGCUGUGCACGGAGAGACGGCGGAUCAGCCGCCAGCUGAGGGGCGCGGCGCCAGGGGCCACGGCGCGGGCCGCGGACGGGGGCGAGGGCGGGGACACGGGCGGGGUGAUGGCGCUGGUGCUGGUGGGGGUUCGGCUGGGGCAGCGGGCGGGGGCGAUGGAGCACGCCGCCGCCGGCUCGCACGCCGGCAGCGCCUACGAACGCCAGCAGCAGGAGAUACGGGAGGCGCGCCGCCGCCAGUGGGAGGCCGAGCGCGCCGGCGGCGAGCGCCGCGACACGGCCGCGCCGGCGCCGACGGGCCCCGCCGAUGCAGGCGGCCCCGGAUACGCCCACCUUCAAGAGAUGCUGCGCACCAUCCAGCGCCACGACGGCGGCGGCUUCAUGGCCGGCGCGCCGCCUGCCGGCGCGGCCCCGCCGCGCGCCGCCGAACAUGCCGCCGGCGCCGACGCCGCAGCAGCGGCAGCGGCUGCGCGCGAGGCGGAGCGCCAGAGGCAGGAGCAGGCGGAUCUAGAGGUGGCCCUGCGCCUGCAGCGCGAAUUGGAUGAGGAGGCGGCAGCGGAGGCCGCGGCGGCGCGCGAGCGCGAGGCGCGCGACGCGGCGCGGGCGCGGAGGGUGGCCGAGGCGGAGGGGGACGGCUGGGUGGACGUCGAUCCAGCCGACCCUGUGCCCCCAGGGGGCCGCGCCGCGCACGCGGCCGCCGGCGCCGCCGGCGCGGGCCCUGGCGCCCGCAGCGACGGGGGCAGCAGGCCGAAGAAGGCGCCCACCAGCAGCAGCAGCAACAGCAGCAGCAGCAGCAGCAGCAGCCCCCACGACCCCAGCCGCACGGCGCCGCGGCCGGUGAGGGCGCCGGCGGCGAAGGUGGCGGGCAAGCCGGUGGCGGCGGGGUCGCAUCCUGGCUACUGA